This is a messenger RNA of Fimicolochytrium jonesii, 1034 nucleotides long. RefSeq lists its product as uncharacterized. Lineage: Eukaryota; Fungi; Chytridiomycota; Chytridiomycetes; Spizellomycetales; Powellomycetaceae. The record is from RefSeq and is a predicted model, not a curated record. The transcript has a single exon. Bases 96 to 947 code for a protein of 283 amino acids.
CUGGGAUUUCGGUGAUCUGUGCAGCAACCAGCUUCUCGCAUCAGCGCAAGAUACCCUACUUCAACGAACCACAGAAAGGCCAAGGCGAACGCAUUAUGUCCGCCUCCACUUUCCGCAUCAUCCGCCGUGGUGCGAGAAGAAUAGAAGAAUUUGGCGUAGUGCGACCAACUUGCCAAACGAAAACAGUUCGGGAUUGCCAACAACACUCCCUAACACCCAUCAACUGCCGCAGCCUGACGACGAGAUGCAGGUCGUCCGCACUCCCAACCACAGCACCCACCCGCCUCACCACCUCUUUCCGGUACAGCACCGCUUCCACCCCCACCCCCGAAUCCGACGCCACCGAAGUCCAACCCCUGGGCACAACAAAAGCCUGCUUCAGCGAGUUCCAAUCCUUCAACGAAGCUGUCACCCAAUCCCGGACGACCGAAGACAGCCUCCGACGCCUAAUAUACAAAGUCUCCACCGCCGAAGACGGCGAGCUCCUCCGCGCGGCGCUCAAACGAUGGCGCGCGGCGGGACGGCCCCAGGACGGCACCGACAACCUGCUUGUCCUCGAACGCCUGUUCGCCGUGCGCGCGUUCGAUGUCGUGCUGCAGAUCCUGUGCGAUCGGCCGAGUUACAGGGUGUUCCCCGAUACGGUGCAUGUGGAGCGGCUGUUCCGCGCUUUCAGGGCGCAGGUGGUGGAAGCCGCACAGUCCGGGAAAGCGGAGGAGAAGGAGAUCGUGGAGGUUUUGGAUAAGGUGUAUAAGGCGUUUGCGGUGGCGCUAUACACGCAUAUCGCGCCGACGAAGGAGAUGUAUACGGAUCUGAUCAUGGCUGGGUUUGAGAGCGGGGUGGGAGAGGGACGGCGGCGGUCGGAGAUUACGUCGAAGGAGCAGGUAUCGUUGGGGUUGCCGCUGGCGCCAGAGGUGGAGGCGGCGUUGGCUACCGCCCAGACUGCUUAGAAUGUUGCGCGUAUAUCUCGGACAGCGUGGUCAUGUGCGGUAGCAUAGAAUGGAGGGGCAAAUACAUGCAUUAUCAGCAAGAAUAGA